Molecule: messenger RNA, 1091 nt
Organism: Halteromyces radiatus
Lineage: Eukaryota; Fungi; Mucoromycota; Mucoromycetes; Mucorales; Cunninghamellaceae
Exons: 2
Coding region: 52-1005 (317 amino acids)
Source: RefSeq, a predicted model, not a curated record
UUUAACAAUUGAACUCAACUCUUCUUUUUUCUUUUCUUAUCUUUGAUAUCUAUGAUGGGAACUUUGAAAGGAUUAUGGCUCGGUAUGGUGUAUGCAGUACAAGGCACCUACCUUGUUCUUCAAAACCCAAUGUUACGACAAAAACACCAUCUUCGACUCUUUUUACAACUCUCCAUCCUCUCGUUCUUACUUGUUGGUGUUGCACAUAUCCUGGUUGGUCUACCUAUCCACCUGCUUCGACUUUUCUUUUGGAUGCUUUCACCAUCGGUUCACCUCUCCAUGGAUGCCAUGCUCACGUCUUGUCACUCCUCAUUACAUGACCUGAUAGGUGCUUUACCAUUUGUUUUACUUUUUUUCAUGCGAUACCUUUACCCUCAGCCUUUGGAUACUCUGUUUAUGGAAGCACUCGUGUUUGUGGAAAAACAACAACAUUUACAACCACAAUGCCUUGGAAAACAAACAAAAAAAAUGAACCAACUAACAUUUGCUCAAUAUCUAUCGAUGCAGAAAAAACGAUCCAGGGUUUGGCAAAAUAUGAAAGAUACAGGUACUAGAACUUGGAACAAAGUACGGUUGGGAUUGAUCCUUUAUGUUUUAUCCAUGAUCCCAUAUUUUGGGCUAUUCGUAUUUCCAUUGGCAGGUGGAUUGGCUACAUUCAAGACACUUGGACCCACACAAGGAUGUCUUAUUGGAUUAUGUUUUCUAUAUAUACCAUCAUGGUCAUCCUUUUGUAUUCGUGGAUUACUUGGUAUGCGAGUGUUGAUGCGCGAAUUGUUAGAGCCUUAUUUCUCAAGAAUGGGAAUGACACAUCAAGAAAAGCGUCAAUGGUGCGAUGGACGACGGGAUAUACUGUUUGGAUUCUCUGCGAUGGCAUAUUUAUUGAUUCAAAUUGUACCUAUCUUUAACUUUCUUGCCUAUGGUGUGAUUCAAGCAUCUGCAUCCUAUAUGGUCUUGAUGACUGAUCCUUACAACCAUCUACCAUCAAGAAAAAGAAACAAUAUAUAACUUGAUCAUUCCGUUACAUUCAGUUAUAGAUUAGAAUUUUUUUUUUUUUGGAUGUUGAUUAUGAAUAAAACAUGUUUUUUUUUGAA